AUGGAUGAAGAUGAUUUUGAAGAAAAAGAAGACAAAUCUACUGACAUCUUCGGUAGACAAUGUGGUAAUCCCGGGGAAGUAGAAAAUGCAGACAUGGAAGCUGAGAACUUUCUUUUUGGCUCUAAAGUAACAUAUACUUGUAAUGCAGGAUACAGGAUGAUAGGAAGGAGGAACUACAGAGAAUGCCAAGCAGAUGGCACUUGGAGUAACGCGCUCCCUAUAUGUGAAGUUCAGUUAUGCCCAUCUCCACCAGAAAUCACCGAUGGUGAAAUGUAUCCUUUUAAAGAGGAAUAUACCUAUCUUGACUCUGUAACAUACUCCUGUAAAGGAAAUUUGGCACUUAUAGGUGAAAAGUCCAUAUCAUGUAAGGAGGAUGGACAAUGGAGUUCAGAGGCCCCUAAGUGCAAAGGUUAG
Messenger RNA from Nanorana parkeri, 414 nucleotides. Its product is annotated as complement decay-accelerating factor-like. The record is from RefSeq and is a predicted model, not a curated record. Lineage: Eukaryota; Metazoa; Chordata; Amphibia; Anura; Dicroglossidae. The transcript has 5 exons. The coding region runs from base 1 to 414 and encodes 137 amino acids.